Messenger RNA from Erinaceus europaeus (western European hedgehog), 2736 nucleotides. RefSeq names its product adaptor related protein complex 4 subunit beta 1 (gene AP4B1). The record is from RefSeq and is a predicted model, not a curated record. The coding region runs from base 209 to 2434 and encodes 741 amino acids. The transcript is spliced from 11 exons. Lineage: Eukaryota; Metazoa; Chordata; Mammalia; Eulipotyphla; Erinaceidae. Gene Ontology annotation, molecular function: clathrin binding. Gene Ontology annotation, biological process: intracellular protein transport; vesicle-mediated transport. Gene Ontology annotation, cellular component: clathrin adaptor complex; membrane coat.
GUGAUUAGGUUUGGGAGUGACAGCCACCGCCUGGAGGCGCCAGAAAGACUGCUGUGGGGGGAGGGAGGGGGUCUGCAGACAACCACGGCCGGGCAGGAAGUCAGGCCCAGGACCUAGAGAUAGCCUAGGAGGUGCUCCCGUCAGGGCUGGGAGGAGCCCACGAGUUGCCUAGAGAUCUGGGCGAACGGCCCGCUGACUGUCGGAGAAGAUGCCGUACCUGGGCUCCGAGGACGUGGUGAAGGAGCUGAAGAAGGCUCUGUGUAACCCGCACGUGCAGGCCGACAGGCUGCGCUACCGGAAUGUCAUCCAGCGCGUGAUUAGGCAUAUGACUCAGGGAUUGGACAUGUCUGGUGUUUUCAUGGAAAUGGUGAAGGCCAGUGCCACUGUAGAUAUUGUUCAGAAGAAGUUGGUUUACCUGUAUAUGUGCACAUAUGCUCCCCUGAAACCAGAUCUAGCUCUACUGGCUAUCAAUACACUAUGUAAAGACUGUUCAGAUCCUAACCCUAUGGUUCGAGGACUUGCACUACGGAGUAUGUGUAACCUCAGGAUGCCUGGUGUACAAGAAUAUGUCCAACAGCCUAUUCUCAAUGGUCUGCGGGAUAAAGCUUCAUAUGUCAGGAGAGUAGCAGUCCUUGGUUGUGCCAAGAUGCAUAAUCUUCAUGAAGAUUCUGAAGUGGAUGGUGCCCUGGUAAAUGAAUUAUACGGUUUGCUUCGUGAUCAGGAUCCAAUUGUGGUUGUGAAUUGCCUGAGGUCUCUAGAGGAAAUUCUGAAGCAGGAAGGAGGUGUUGUUAUCAAUAAGCCUAUCGCUCACCAUCUCUUAAAUAGAAUGUCAAAUCUGGACCAGUGGGGCCAGGCUGAAGUAUUAAACUUCCUGCUACGCUACCAACCCCGCAGUGAAGAGGAGCUCUUUGAUAUUCUCAAUCUCUUGGACACUUUUCUCAAGAGCAGUAGCCCAGGUGUGGUGAUGGGAGCCACCAAACUCUUUCUGAUCUUGGCAAAGAAUUUCCCCCAUGUACAAACUGACGUGCUGCUGCGAGUCAAGGGACCCUUACUGGCUGCCUGUUCUUCAGAGAGUCGUGAGCUUUGUUUUGCUGCUCUCUGUCAUGUGCGCCAGAUUUUGCACAGUUUGCCAGGUCAUUUUAGCAGUCACUACAAAAAAUUUUUUUGCUCCUACUCGGAGCCCCACUACAUCAAACUACAAAAAGUAGAAGUGCUCUGUGAACUGGUGAAUGAUGAGAAUGUACAGCAGGUACUAGAAGAGCUUCGAGGGUACUGCACUGAUGUGUCUGCUGACUUUGCACAGGCCGCCAUCUUUGCCAUAGGUGGCAUUGCCAGGACCUACACAGAUCAGUGUGUACAGAUACUAACAGAGUUGCUGGGGCUCCGACAAGAGCAUAUUACCACAGUGGUGGUGCAAACUCUCCGGGACCUGGUUUGGUUGUGUCCUCAGUGUACAGAAGCUGUGUGUCAGGCUCUGCCCGGCUGUGAGGAGAGCAUUCAGGAUAGUGAGGGGAAGCAAGCAUUUAUUUGGCUACUUGGUGUCCAUGGAGAAAAAAUUCCCAAUGCUCCAUAUGUGUUAGAAGACUUUGUGGACAGUGUGAAAUCAGAGACAUUUCCAGCUGUUAAAAUGGAGCUACUCACUGCAUUACUGCGCCUUUUCCUCUCCCGACCUGCUGAGUGUCAGGACAUGCUAGGGUGUUUGUUACAUUACUGCAUAGAGGAAGAAAAGGACAUGGCAGUCCGGGACCGAGCUCUCUUCUACUAUCGCCUCCUCUUAGCUGGCAUUGAUGAAGUUAAACGGAUCCUGUGUAGCCCUAAAUCUGACCCUUCUCUAGGACUUUUGGAAGAUCAGGCUGAAAGAUCUGUGAACAGCUGGGCCUCAGACUUCAACACUCUGGUGCCAGUAUAUGGCAAAACCCACUGGGCAAACAUCUCUAAAUGCCAUGUGGCAGAGCAUCAUGGCCCAAAAUGUUACAGCUCUGCAUCCUUUGCCAUAUCAGGAACCUUGAUUCCUGAAGAAAACAAGGAGAGGGUACAAGAACUCACUGAUUCUGGAGCCCUUGUGCUAGUACCUAAUCGCCUACUUACUGCUGAGUAUUUUGAGAAAACUUGGCUUAGCCUGGAAGUUGCUCAUCAGCAGGUGUUCCCUUGGCAGGGAGCAAUUCAUCCUGACACCCUCCAGAUGGCCCUGCAAGUAGUGAACAUUCAGACCAUUGCAAUGAGCAGGAGCAGGUCCAGGGCCCAGCCAUGGAAAGCUUACCUCAGUGCUCAAGAUGACACAGGCUGCCUGUUCUUAACAGAACUGCUGUUGGAGCCAGAGAGCUUGGAAAUGCAGAUCUCUGUGAAGCAGAGUGAGGCAAGGACUAAGACACUGAACAGUUUCAUGUCUGUGCUAGAAACUGUGAUUGGAACAAUUGGAGACAUAAAGUCAUAAUAGAUUUAUUGCUGCCUCUUCCGAAUGAUAUGAACAGCUAUCAGAGUUCCUUAGUUUUUUUUCUUACUAGAACUGCUUAAGUCCAGAUACUAUCAAAAACAAAGGAAAAUGGGAAAACUAGGAAUCAGGAGUCUUAUGUUUUCAUUUAAGGAUUAUUGACUUAUUCCUCUCAUACCUACUUGUAAAUGACCUCAGAUUUCCAGGCCAUGCUGUAAAGGUUGACGUUGAUAAGAGAAUGGGGAUGGAAUGAAGAUAGGAUUUGGACUGAUUUACUAAUUAAAGAUGUCUGAUAUGGCUAGAAA